Messenger RNA from Erythranthe guttata (spotted monkey flower), 2116 nucleotides. The record is from RefSeq and is a predicted model, not a curated record. Lineage: Eukaryota; Viridiplantae; Streptophyta; Magnoliopsida; Lamiales; Phrymaceae.
CAAUUCCCCUACCUGAAAUCAUCGAAACACAUUUAUUAUACUAAUCUACAUUUAACUUUAAAGUUAUAGAAUUACAACAAUUCGCGGGUGCUGAAUUUUCCCCCCAAAUUGAAUUCUCCAGCUACAGUUUUCUCUUGCAGGUUUAGAUCUUCGAUGAAAGAUGGCUUGCCAGGCCGUACAAAUGUGGAGCCUGAGUAAUCUGGCGGCAGCGUAUCUUGAUCUGGCAAUAGCAUAUAUACUUCUGUUUGCAUCGGUUGUUGCUUACGUGGCAUCGAAAUUUCUGGGAUUUUUGGGGUUGAAUUUGCCGUGCCCUUGUAAUGGGAUGUUUUUCAACAUCCACAGCAGAAACAUCUGUUUGAACAGCCUUCUCGUCGAUUUUCCGACUCAGAAAGUAUCGAAUGUUCAGCUGUCGAUCAAGCAUCGGUUCCCGUUCAGCGAUUCCACGUGUCCGAAAAACCACGAUUACAGUAUUAUUGGUGGUGGUAAUAGUAAUGUGAAUGGGGUUCUUGAAAUCGAAGGGGAUGCAUCGUGUAGCUCGGUGUCGGAUGCGAGGAAGCCGGUUGAUAUGAAGGGGAAGGGGGCGGUUAGUUAUAGGCAGAGGGGGCGGUUUCGCAAGCAUCGGAAAGCGAGUGGCAGUAUUGGUAAAUAUUCGUCGGUUUCGUCUUAUGAUCUUCCACUGCACGAACCUUAUUGUCAUUCUAGCACCGACAAGGGGGAAAACGGAUUUACCAAUGGAGAUGAUAGUAAACCCUCCACUACUCUCGAAACGAAUCGUUCGUCCGAUGAAGAAACACACGUAAAGCGAAGCACACACGAAGAGCUUCAAAUUUCCAGCUUGGACGAUAAAACCGCGAUAAGGCUCUUGGAAGAAACCCUAGAAGAAGAACGCACCGCUCGUGCCGCCCUCUACACCGAGCUGGAGAAGGAGCGGAGUGCCGCCGCCUCUGCCGCCGACGAGGCGAUGGCGAUGAUCCUCCGCCUGCAGGCGGAAAAAGCCGCCGUCGAAAUGGAAGCCCGACAGUACCAGAGAAUGAUCGAAGAGAAAUCCGCUUACGAUGCUGAAGAAAUGAAUAUUCUCAAGGAGAUUCUCGUCAGGAGAGAAAUGGAGAAGCACUUUCUGGAGAAGCAAGUCGAAGGGUAUAAUAGUCAUUUUGAAGUCGAUUCUUCGGACAAGAGCGACGGCAGGCAGAGUUUCGGCUCUUCUUGGUUCGACCCGAACGAGGACCCCGUUUCGAUCCUCCACCAACUUGCUGAAGCGACCGACAAGAAGGAGAUUGCAUCGGUCGAUAACAGUACCCGCCCCCAGGAAUGCGAGGAAAUUACGCCUUUGCCACUGGGUGGUCGAGUUCAAGAAAUCGGCGAAAAUUUGGUGGUCGAAAAAAUUAUCGGGACUUGUAAUGAAGCCGAGACGAAAAGGGCGAACGGGCUCCCACCGAUCGGUCCGUCGAGGCGUAAUUCGUUGUCUUCGGUGAAUAGCGAAAUGAUGAAAAUCGACAGUGAGGUAAUAAGACUUAGAGAGAGAUUGAAGCUCGUUAGGGAGGAGAGAGAGAAAGUUAGUGUCUCUGUGGGGAAUCGGGAGAGAGAAAAUGUGCAGUUGAAGCUUCUGGAGGAUAUUGCGCGUCAGAUUCAGGAGAUUCGGCAGUUGAAUACGCCUGGACGAGCUGUACGACAGGCUUCUCUACCCCUUCCUAAUUCUAAGGGUUUGUCGAAGAAAAGGAGAAGCAGAAGCGUUUCGUCAGGAUUCCAGAGGAUCUCCCAAGGAUGAAAUGUGCUGCGUAUAUUUCAUCAUAUAAAAUCAAGAAUCUAAAGAAGGUGCUAUAUAUAUACACGAUCGAGAAGUUUCGAAGUUGUUCAAGUGUUCGUUUUGGAUCGGAGUUAGAUACGCAUUCUCCCUUUGCAAUUAUAUCAUGGUGUGUGUGUGUGUGUGUGUGUGAUAUAUAUAUAUAGCUCACUAGGUUGGUGUUGUAUAGGCGUACAUUUUGUAUAUAUGUCAUAAGCAAGUUUAUGUUGAUGAACAUUUUUCUUCAUAUUUGCUACUCCAAUUAUGCGUAAUGGCAAACAGAGAGGGGGCAAAAUAAUUGGUGCCAUUGUUUAUAUAUGCCGGGUGAGUUUUAAC